UUAGUGUUCGUAUUGCUUUUCCAUCACCGAUAUUAUACCGAUCGUUUGUGCGUAAACCGGGUUUUUUAUCGGUGACAAAUCAGUUUCGUUGUCAAUACGGCCAUGUAUAUGCACUUUUUCCGGACAGGUCGCCUUGCAAUUGUGUCGUAUUAGAUACGUCCGUCGUGCAUAUUAUUAUUAGUAUAUGAAUGUGCUUAAAGUUUAAACGUGACAUAAUAUUAUAUAAUAUGUAGUAUUAUUGUCAAUCAGUGACCGAUAUGAUAAUGUGCUUGUGACCCGUCUUGGUUAUCGGUACGGUAAUAUCGUCUUGGUACGGUUUUAUUUUUAGUGGUUGCGACCCCCCUUCAAUUCGUUUUUCAACUACUUAAGUAAAUCUGAAUAUUAUGUUUUUUUAUAUAAUUGCCGGUGAAGUAGAUUAUUCUUGUAUUUAUAUUUCUAAGAGAAAUUUAUUUUUCAAUUAUUAAUAAGACAUAUUGAACUAAUAUUUGACAAAACACAACGAAAAAUAUAUUAUUAACUCGUAUCGGUGUUAGCCGGAUAGAUGGAAUUGUAAACGACAAAAAAAUAACUAUCGAUGUGUAUAUAUUAAAUAUUAAAAAAUAUAAUAGACAUUAUGUAAAGGACGAUCGAAAAAACAUGAAUAAAUACCAACAACCAGCAAUGAAUAUGGAUAUAAAAAAAUAAUAUAUGUAUGUAAAUGGCUAAUAAACUAUCGAAUCUAGAGAUAAAUCUAAUAUUUAUCGAUAAAAUAACAAAAAACAGGAUAUCAUAUUAACCAUGUCAGUGAGCAAUAUAAUUCAAAUUAUUCUUGCAAUUAAAAUGGAAAACUGUCGGGCACAUUGAAUACUGCUCGAUGAAAUGAGGACGGAUAAAAAUGGAUAUCUAUUAUACAGAAGAAGACAAAACUACCAAAUUAAUGACAACACGGCCAAUCCAAGUCAGAUCGAUGAUGAAAAUAAUAACCCAGAUGAAGAUAUUCAAGGCGACCGCAAUCUUAUUACAUCAAAUGUUAAUAACCCAACAGGAAAUAACAGAUUAAUAAAAAAUGAUCUUAUAAAAAACGUUUUUAAUAGGAUGAAUUCGAAUGGAAAAAAACCUUCUCAAAUAGAAUCAAGUAGAGCAGAUGCUGUUGAAGAUCAACAACUAGAAGAAGAAAUAGAAAACGAUCCAACUAAAAUGUCACUCGGUUUAGAUUCUGAACUAGAAAUCGCUGAAGACACUGACCUAGAAGAAGCAGACGAUAAAAAUAUUGAAAAACCAAAACCAAAACCAAAAAAAAAAAAAAAGAAGAAGAAGAAGUCGAAUUCGAAGAAGAAAAGUAAGAAACAAAAACAAAAAAAAACUGAAGAUGAUGAAACUAAAUUAAUUGAAAUUGAUAAUAAUGGAAAUCAAUUUAAUUAUUUUGACCAUGAAGAAAAAGAUAUACGUGAAUCAGAUAAUAUUAAAGAUCAGCAACAAGAACUUGAUAAAGAAAACGAUCCAACUAAAAUUCUACUCGGCUUAAGCACUGAAAGAGAAGCUGAACUAGAUAAGGAAAAAACAGAAAAAAAUUUACAAAAAGAAGAAACUAAUUUAAAAUCAGCUGAAUCCAAAGUCACUGGAAGUGAUAAUAUAGAGUCAACGAUAGAACAAACAUCCAAAUCAUCCGAUCCUGAGAAUAUUAAAGAUCAGCAACAAGAACUUGAUAAAGAAAACGAUCCAACUAAAAUUCUACUCGGCUUAAGUACUGAAAGAGAAGCUGAACUAGAUAAGGAAAAAACAGAAAAAAAUUUACAAAAAGAAGAAACUAAUUUAAAAUCAGCUGAAUCCAAAGUCACUGGAAGUGAUAAUAUAGAGUCAACGAUAGAACAAACAUCCAAAUCAUCCGAUCCUGAGAAAAAUCCCAUCGAAAAUAUUAAAGAAGAUACAACAAAAAAUACAAUUACGGAAGUUGAUCAAAAAGACUUAACAGUAUCUUCACUGGAGAAUGUUGAAAUCGUAAAAAUUAAAAAAAAGGAUAAUGCAACCAGCGAAGCAAUAAGAAAAGAAAAGAAAAAAACGACAUUUAGAGAAUUCACACAUUCAGAAGGAAAUGCACGCAUAUAUUGUACAUUUUUGGGAGACUUGUUAAAAAUGUACAACAAAGUAAAAAAACGUUUUGUUGGACACUUUUGUCAUGCAAUUGUUGUUGGCACUCCAAUUAUCUUAAAACAAAAUCAAGUACACUUAAGCAGUAACAUGAAAAGUCACCUGAAUAAAAUAGAACCACAUAAACAAGAAAGUCUUCUUAUCGUCAUCAUGAAAUAUUCAAGCUAUAAAGAUUGGAAACAUGCGUUAAAAAAAUCUAACAUCAAACACUUAAUUACAAAUAUAAUGCAUACGGUCAAAACUUAUAAAAUCGAUGGAAUACAAUUUUCAAAUUUACAACCAAUAGCGGGGAAAGAUCCAGACAAUUCAGUGGAUACACACACGAUGAAUAAUCUAUUAAAAUUCUUUGAAAAACUACUAAAUACUGCAAAACAUAAUCAUAAUUAUGAUUUAAAAAUUGGCAUAACCAUUCAUUUGAACAGUCAGUGGAUCACAUCAAGUUUUACUUCAUUCGCUGAAUUAAAUAAACUAGUCACUUGGUAUACAUACGAAACAAUUUCCAUGGUAACAUGUUCACCAGAAUACAAAGAUACAGGCACUUCUCCAUUAGAAGGAGACGUGAGCUUGAUGAAUGCAUAUAAUACAUUAACGGAUACCAAUAUUGAAAUGUCAAAAGUAGUAGUUGGCAUACAAUUAUUUCCAAAUAAAGUUAAUAAAUUAGAACCAUUUACAUAUGAAGAGUUAUGUUCAACACCAAAGAACACUUGGAACGAAUGGUGUGCUGCAUACCCUGAAAAACUUCGGUUAAAGGGUAUAUUUUUACGGAACAAUGAAAUCGGAGGCGUCCAACUAUUUUACAUGCACUCAGACGAUUACAGGUCAACAUGCGGCUGUUAUUCUUUCCCGUUGACUCGAGCACUUCUUCGUGGCUUGAUUAACACUCAGACGGAAGAACAGUGUAAUUUUAUUACGGCACACAACUAAAUAGAAAAUACCCGCAAUAAAAUCAAGAACCAUUAUAAUAAUAUUAGUAUCGUUUUCCUCAUUAGUGCAUUAUUAGUAAUUAUUUUUUAGGCACUUGGAGUAUGAACAUUUUAAUAUUUUAUAUAUCAUUACUAAAUGAAUGUAUUCUAUAACAAACGCGGGUUCGUAUACGACACAUUCGUUCAUUUUAAUUAGCUAAACAUAUUGUUGUAUAAUUAUUUUUUUAACACGCAUAAAAUACUGAAUAUAUUUUAUUAAUUUAGUUUUUUUUUUAUUAUUCUUGCAUUUUAUUUUAUCUUAUAACACAGAACAAGAUACUUAACUCCUAUAAGUUGUAUGAGUAUAGACUGUAAGUAUUUACUAUAUUUAUUCGUACCCAUAGUAACUAUGUUAAUAUCACGACCUCGAGAGUUUAUAAUCAUCAUAUUCACUCCUUUAUUUUAAUAAACCAAAAUUUAAAUAGUAUAAAGUACAGUGGACGCCGCUUAUAAGACUUACUUUGGGACCAACACAAAGUGAGUCUUAUAACCGAAUGAAUCUAAC
Molecule: messenger RNA, 3594 nt
Organism: Rhopalosiphum maidis (corn leaf aphid)
Lineage: Eukaryota; Metazoa; Arthropoda; Insecta; Hemiptera; Aphididae
Exons: 9
Coding region: 859-3051 (730 amino acids)
Source: RefSeq, a predicted model, not a curated record